AUGGUGUCCUGCCCCAACCUGCAGAAGGAGACAGUGUUCCAGGCAGGAGCACAUGCCUACAGAAUCCCUGCUCUGCUCUACCUGCCUCAGCAGAAGACCCUGCUGGCUUUUGCGGAAAAACGAACGAGCAAGAAGGAUGAGCACGCGAAGCUAAUUGUCCUGCGCAGGGGAAGCUACGACGCAUCAGCCCACCAGGUCCAGUGGCACGCCCAGGAGACGGUGGCCCAAGCCCAGCUGAAGGGCCACAGGUCCAUGAACCCAAGCCCCUUGUACGAUGAGAAGACAGGGACCCUCUUCCUCUUCUUCAUUGCCAUCCCGGGGCAGGUCUCUGAGCACCAUCAGCUCCGUACCAGGGUCAACGUGACGCGGCUGUGCCAAGUCACCAGCACCGACCACGGGAGGUCCUGGAGUCCUGCCAGAGACCUCACGGACUCAGCCAUCGGCCCAGCCCACAAGGACUGGGCCACUUUUGCGGUGGGCCCAGGACACUGUCUGCAGCUGGACAACCAGCCCCGAAGCCUAGUGGUGCCAGCCUACGCUUACCGGAACCUCCCCUUCCCGCGGGGGCCUUCCCCCUCUGCCUUCUGCUUCAUCAGCCAUGACCAGGGGUGCACGUGGCUGAGAGGGCACUUUGUGGCCCAGGAAAGCCUGGAGUGCCAGGUGGCUGAAGUUGGGGAUGUAAAGCAGAGGGUGGUGUAUCUGAAUGCCAGGAGCCCCCUCCGAGCCAGGGUCCAGGCCGAGAGCGCCAAUGAUGGGCUGGAUUUUAGGGAGACCCAGCUGGUGAAGAAGCUGGUGGAGCCCCCCCAUGGCUGCCAUGGGAGCAUCGUCAGCUUCCCCAGUCCCCGGGUGGGGUCAGGCUCCCCAGACCGGUGGCUGCUCUACACCCACCCCACUGACCCACAGCGGAGAUCCAACCUGGGCGUGUACCUCAACCGGUGGCCCCCCGCGCCCUUGGCCUGGUCAGAGCCCACCCUGCUGGCCACAGGCAGCUGCGCUUACUCUGAUCUUCAGAGCUUGGGUGCCGGCCCCGAUGGGUCACCCCAGUUUGGGUGUCUGUACGAAUCGGAUGAUUACGAAGAGAUUGUCUUCAUCAUGUUCACCCUGAAACAAGCCUUCCCAGCUGAAUGUUUCUGCAGUGAGCAGUCAGUCCACUGUGCACUGCCCUAA
Camelus dromedarius (Arabian camel) is the source of this 1167-nucleotide messenger RNA. It is a transcript of the gene NEU2, whose product is annotated as neuraminidase 2. Gene Ontology annotation, molecular function: exo-alpha-sialidase activity. Gene Ontology annotation, cellular component: cytoplasm; intracellular membrane-bounded organelle; membrane. Gene Ontology annotation, biological process: ganglioside catabolic process; oligosaccharide catabolic process. The record is from RefSeq and is a predicted model, not a curated record. Lineage: Eukaryota; Metazoa; Chordata; Mammalia; Artiodactyla; Camelidae. The coding region runs from base 1 to 1167 and encodes 388 amino acids. The transcript has 2 exons.